This is a messenger RNA of Torulaspora delbrueckii, 642 nucleotides long. It is a transcript of the gene FAP7, whose product is annotated as nucleoside-triphosphatase. Gene Ontology annotation, molecular function: AMP kinase activity; ATP binding; ATP hydrolysis activity. NCBI's taxonomy places the organism in Eukaryota, Fungi, Ascomycota, Saccharomycetes, Saccharomycetales, Saccharomycetaceae. Gene Ontology annotation, cellular component: nucleus; cytoplasm. The transcript has a single exon. The coding region runs from base 1 to 642 and encodes 213 amino acids. The record is from RefSeq and is a predicted model, not a curated record.
AUGGAACCUCGCAGAUUCAAGCCCAAUUUAUUGAUCACUGGUACUCCAGGUUGUGGAAAGUCCACUACCUGUGAGCUUUUGCAACGUAGGCUGCCUGAUUACAAGUACUACAACAUUUCGGACUUUGCUAAAGAACAUGACUGUCAUGACGGUUACGAUGAGGCUCGUAAGUCGUAUAUUGUGGACGAGGAUAAGCUAUUGGACGAAUUGGAGCCCUUGCUUCGUGAAGGUGCGGCUAUAGUAGAUUGGCAUGUUAAUGAUGUAUUUCCAGAAAGACUCAUCGAUCUGGUCGUUGUAUUAAGAUGUGACAAUACCAUACUGUACGAUAGGUUAAAAAGUCGAGAUUAUCACGAUGCUAAGAUCCAGGAAAACCUUGAUGCAGAGAUCAUGGGGGUGGUGUUGCAAGACGCUACAGAUUCCUAUGAACAAGAGAUAGUAGUCGAAUUGCAAAGUGACAGUACGGAGCAAAUGGAGGCCAAUGUCGACCGUAUAGUCUCAUGGGAGAAAUUAUGGUUGAAACAGCAUAAAGAUGGUCAAACUAACGAACUGUUAGAGCGGACAAAGGGAGACAGCGAAGAAGACAACGAGAGCGAGCAGUCAAGCGAAGAAAAAAGCCCGUCUGAUGAGGAAGAUACCCAAUGA